This is a messenger RNA of Acanthoscelides obtectus, 2967 nucleotides long. NCBI's taxonomy places the organism in Eukaryota, Metazoa, Arthropoda, Insecta, Coleoptera, Chrysomelidae. The record is from the annotation of a GenBank genome assembly.
ACAAAAUGCAAAUUUCAUUGAUGGUAAUAAUAAUAAAUAAGCAAGGGUGAAUCAUAGCAGAUGUUCAAAAUGUUGUCCGUUAUUUUGUAGACAAAGUCUGACUCUUUCCUGAAGAUUGUUCACUGCCCGAUUUAUUUUUUCUGUCUUCCAAACUCUGUUGCCAUGCCAUGGAAGACUCGUCUGGUAUGAGAAACAAAUGAAAUCUGGUAGUUUCCAGGCCUACCUAGGAACUUCUGUUUUUCUGGAAUAACUAGAGUUUGGUAACGUCAAUGGAUCAAUUUUUGAAAUCAGAAUUAAAAUAUAUAGUCCGACACCCUAUUACUAAUAAUUGGUAAAGACUACCAGGAACAAUUUUCCUUACAAAAAUAAACAUCUGUGUCACUGUAUCUGAACUGAAAAUAACAAUCAGCUGGCAACUGUUUAGUACUCCAGUAUCAAUAAUAGAAACUUUGAGACUUCACAACGUUCAAUAAUUAAAUCAGUGACAAACGGAAUAAACGAUAUGGCGUCGUCGAUAUCUAAAGUAGUGAAUAGGUGCGAACAUGCUCAGGAAGAUGAAAGCUUAGAUCUGUCAAAUUGCCAGUUGAUGCAGGUACCAGACGCAGUAUACCACCUCAUGCGACACACCGAACUUAAAACCUGCGACCUCAGCGAGAAUGACAUCACAAAAAUCCCGCCCAAGUUCGCAGAGAAGUUCAACCUCAUCACAGAUCUCAACCUGUCCCACAACCAGAUGGCCAAACUUCCCGACAACUGUCCAGAACUCGGCAGUUUGGAAAGGCUCGACAUCUCUUACAAUACCUUUAUCUCAAUGCCAGACUGUAUAUUUAAGAUUCCGAAGUUGAGGUAUCUCAAUGCCAGCAAUAACCAUAUAGUUGAUCUAGACGUAGACUGCUUACUGAGCGCCCCCUGCUUAGAGACUGUGGACCUGACCAAUAAUCCCCUGGCACCCAGGAUCCACGACCAAUUGUCAAAAAUCACCAAAAUCAGGAUACUCUUAUCGCCGAGAGAGAAAGAGGACUGGGAAGAUCUCACUAUUUAAAUUAUUAGACUAUUUAUUGUGAAUUUUUCAUGUCUUGAACUGCCAUUUUGGAUAUGCUCAUUAAGGACAAAAAGGGAAGGAUCGGAAGUAUUUUUAUAGAUAGAACCAUUCAUUGCAUAUUAUCAGUGUUAAGGCAAAGGAAAAUGGUUGGAGUGUAGGACAAAAACGUUUCAAAAAUAUGUAUGAACUAGGGGCUCGACAUUUAUACUGUAUUUUGUGCUGAAUGAUCAAUAAUGCGACUGCUUAAAGUAAAUACUGUAGUAUAGGCUAUAUGUGCUGCAUUUAGAUUUACAGUUAUAGCUAUAGCAUGAUUUCGAUAGCCAUUUUUAACUUUUUUGCAUUUCCUGAACAUUCAUUUCAUAUCACGGCUGAGAACAAACUAAAAUGCAAUCUUACCGCUCGUUAAUGCAACCGAUUAAUUAAAAUAUUCACAUUUUGACUAACAUUCUUUAACGCGAAACAUAAAAAAGUUUAAAAAAUAUACUACUUGAUGAUAUAAGACAUGUAUGUCAUCAGUUCAGAAAUGUGUCAUUUCAAUAACACAUUUACAAACAUAAGAUUGUCAAGAAUAAUUUUUUAUUUACUGCUAUAUAACGUAUGCAUAAAGGUCAUAAUACCACAUCUGACAGGAAUUACUAACAGAUAUUAACUUACUAUAUUUUAUUGAAGGAAUGAAACAUAUCAAUGUUGGAUCAUGUUUUUGUUCGGCAUCAUCUUAAACAUCAGAAUUAAAUAUGAUACAAAUCAAAUUUAAACAAAUACCUACGAAUUUGCAUGUAGUAGCUUAAGGAUUGUAUCACUAACGAUUUCACCCCGAAUGAUUCAUACUCAGUGCAUUCCUCAGCCAAGAAAUAUCACUACCAACAUGCUUUUUAUGUAACAACAUAUGCUAUCCUAGAUAAAAAUUUGCCUGCGUAAUCAAAUUAUUGAUUCUUUUGAUAUUAAUAUUGCGUUUUGUGUCCUACAUAUAAUCGUGGUUAUCACGUAUAUCCAAUUUUAGUUGAAACGUCAAAUUUUUCAUUGAAACAAAGCAGUUACGACAAUUAGUAAAUUUGAAUGCCAACCUUAAUGCUGAAUAGAUCCUAAAUUGGUACGUAUAGUUUGAAUUUCCCGGGUACAUUUAUGUUGGUGACAGCUCUGUGCUGUGACAUUGUCGCAAAGCUUUUGCCAACAGCUGUUGUUUAUUGGUGGUUUAUUUUCGUUCUUUUUGUAUGAAUAUUUGCAUUGUUAUUUUAUAAAAAAACUAGGUGUCCUUUUAAGCAUUUUGCUAAAAUGCCGAAACCUCUGGGUGGACAGUCCGUAAGAGAAGUAUUAAAUAGAAUUUAUACUAGCUCUAGUGUUUACAAAAGAUACGCUCCGUAAUGUUGGUUGCGGUAAAGCCUCGAAGACAUAAAGUAGAUUUUGUAAAACGUCCUAGGAUCUAGUAGAUUUAAUUAAUGUGGCAACCGUGUGCGUCACUGUCAUUAUCUGACGUUGUGACGUAACUGCUUUGAUUCCGUGAAUAGACUGCAAUUGUUUUUUUUCCAAUAUUGUCGCAUGUCUCAAGGCAACAAAGGCGCUGAUUCUAAAUUGAAGCCAGAUAUCAAGCGCAUCUUAGUCUAUAUGGAAGUAUUUUAUAUUUUAUUCAAAGGGUAGCUGGGCUACCUAAAAAUUCGUACUAAUUGGAGUACUUAUUUUCAAGUACUUAUUUUGUGUGAGAAUUUUUGUACUGACUUAAUAUUGUAUUAUAUAAUGAGUAAUGUGUUGUUUAUAUACUCAAAUGUGACAUUUUGUAUAGAUUUGACAUGGAUAUUGGCAGACGCAUCUAGUCAUACUGUGAUAGGGAUGUGAUAGAUUUGUAUCACGCAUCUUUUUUUAGUGAUUAGAUGUAAACCAUUCGUGAAAUGUCAAAUAAAGACUUUUGAAAUAAAAUGUUUUUUAAAUUA